This is a messenger RNA of Triticum dicoccoides, 732 nucleotides long. Its product is annotated as protein SRC2-like. The coding region runs from base 35 to 637 and encodes 200 amino acids. Gene Ontology annotation, biological process: defense response. The transcript has a single exon. The record is from RefSeq and is a predicted model, not a curated record. Lineage: Eukaryota; Viridiplantae; Streptophyta; Magnoliopsida; Poales; Poaceae.
UUCCCUUUCUCCGACAGUGCUGGGGCGGUUGGCAAUGGCGCACAGGGUCCUGGAGCUGACGCUCGUCUCGGCGAGAGACCUGCCGAACGUGAACCUCUUCAGCGGCAUGCAGGUGUACGCCGUGGCGUCCGUCUACGGCGACCCUCGCACGCGGCAGCGGACCCUCACCGACCGCGACGGCGAGACGGACCCGGCGUGGAACCACACGGUCUGGUUCGCCGUCUCGCCCACGGCCGCCGCCGCGGGGCGCGCCUACCUCCACGUGCUCCUCCGCACCGAGCGCUACUUCGCCGGUUCGUUCGGCUUCGGCGACCGCGACGUCGGCGAGGUGUUCAUACUCGUCGCCGACCUGCUCGCGGGCGCCUGCGCUGCCGGAGGAGGCACCCCGUGGCGGUGCGCGUCGUACCCGGUCCGGAAGGCGCAGAGCAACAGGCACUGCGGCACGCUCAGCAUCGCGUACCGCCUCGGCCCCGUGGUGGCGCCGCCGCUGGAACCCGAUUGCCCGGCGGUCAUGCCGCCGUGCCGGCCGGCGCGAAGGAACUUCAACUGGAACGGUCACUUCGCGCUGGGGCUCGGUUCGGGGCUGCUCGGUGGAGGCUUCGCGGGCACGACGACGGCGGCAUAUAGAUCCAGGUAGGAGGCCGCGCGCGUCGUCGGAGACUCGGAGGGUUGGCCUUCCAGUACAAUAUUCACAUACAGGAUACAUAAGUAGUACUACGUCAAGCAUGAAUA